This is a messenger RNA of Diuraphis noxia (Russian wheat aphid), 1085 nucleotides long. RefSeq lists its product as uncharacterized. The record is from RefSeq and is a predicted model, not a curated record. Lineage: Eukaryota; Metazoa; Arthropoda; Insecta; Hemiptera; Aphididae.
AGAAUUAUAACGAAGAAAGAGAUAUAUCUUUAAAUGAAUAUAUUGAAAAAAAUAUAAAGAUUGAUGAACAACAUGACAUUAAUGAAGAUAAAGAAAAGGAGAAUACAACAGAGAAUGAAAAACAAGUGAAGGACGAUUACAAGAAUAAACAACUUAUGGAGAUUGAUAAUGAAGAAAAAAGUAUUGAGAAUGAUGUUCCUGCUAUAACAGAAAAUGAAAAUCAUUAUAAUGCUCAAGUUGAGGAUAAACUUCUUGAAAACACAAACCUAAAAGUGAGGGACARCGGCGAAAAUUACGAGAAGCCUGUGGAUCACAAUGCAGAUGUAAAGAUUAAUGAGAUUGGUGAUUCAAUGCCAAAAGACAAUGGACAAAAAAGUGAAUAUAAUGCAAAAAAAAGAAUUGAUGAUAAUAUUAAAAUCAUAGUAGAUGAUCAAAAUGGAAAAAAUGUAGAAAUUAAGGCAGAUAUCGAAGAGAAUGACGAUGAAAAAAAAAAGAAAUCUUUGAAUGAAGAUUUUGAAAAAAUUUCAAAGGUAGAUGAACAAAAUAACAUGGAUGAUAAUGAAGUAAAAAAGAAUACAGCGGAGAAAGACAAAAGAGAGGAUAAUCRAGAUAAUAAUAAACUUUUGGAGAUUGAUAAUGUUUCUUAUAUAGAGAACCACAUGGAAAAUGAUAAUCCUAAGAGAACGGGGGAUAAAAAUGAUGAUAAUAUCCAAGUUGUGAAAGAAACUCAGGAAAAUGAUAAUGGUGAAAAAAAUAAAAUUAUUGAAGAUGAAGAAGAGCUGUCGGAUAAUGAUGCUGAUAGACUAGAAAUAAAUCUGGCUGAAGAUGAUGACAAUUCAGAGGAAYAUGUUGAAGAUAAGAAUAAUGAAAUUGAAAAUGAAGAAAAGCUUGCGGAUCAGAAUGCUGAUAAACAAGAAAUAAAUUUGAUUGAAAAUAAUGAAAAUUUAGAAGAACACAUUAAAAAGAAGAGAAAACAAGAAAAUGAAAAAAAGUCUGCAGGUGAAACCGAUGAUCAAGAGAAAGAUUUGUUUGAAAAUGAUGACAAUACGGAAAAGUACAUACAUAAGAAAAUAAAAAUAAAUUAA